Molecule: messenger RNA, 2910 nt
Organism: Cavenderia fasciculata
Lineage: Eukaryota; Evosea; Eumycetozoa; Acytosteliales; Cavenderiaceae
Gene: dhkC
Product: histidine kinase
Exons: 2
Coding region: 1-2910 (969 amino acids)
Biological process (GO): phosphorylation; phosphorelay signal transduction system
Molecular function (GO): phosphorelay sensor kinase activity
Source: RefSeq, a predicted model, not a curated record
AUGGAAUCAAUCAACAACGGUUAUGAUUACCUUUUUUUCAAUAUAUUUUGGACAAUUGUUUUAAUUGGUUUAUCAACCAAACAUUUUAGUGUUUGGAUGAGAAGAUUAUCUCAUCCAAAUAAAUUAAAUAUUAAUAAUAAUCAAAAUAUAAAUAAUAUAAAUAAUACAAAUAAUAAUAAUAAUAUAGUAGAUGAUCAACAAUUAAAUUUACAAUCAAUUCAACAACAAAUAUUAUUACAAGAAGACAAACAUCAACAACCAUCAUUGUCAUCAAAUGAAUACCAUGAAAAUAAUUUAAUUGAUGAAGCUCAUUUUGAACAUCAAGAUUCCACUCUUCCAAUAUCAUCAUCGUCAUCGUCAUCUGGAUCAAGUACAUCACUUGAUCUUGGAUCAUUAAAAGUUGGAAAUAAUGGAACGAUAUCAUUACAACAACUUUAUUCAUCACCAUUAUUUUCACCAUCUUCUUCUUCAUCUACACCAAGUCAAAAUUUAUCACCAACAUCAAACAGUAGUAGUAGUAGUAGUAGUUCAGAUUCAAAUCCAAACUCUUCUUCUUCUUCUUCUUCUUCAUCAUCAUCAUCAUCAAUAUCAACUAUUUCACCAUCAACUUCACAAUCAUCUGGAACAACCAAUGUUUUUCAAACCAUUGAUUCGCUAAGUUAUAUUUCACAUGAGAUUCGAACACCACUUCAUCAUAUACUUUAUCAGAUUGAUGAAAUCAAAACCGAACUUGACAAGUCUGAUAUUAAAAAGGCAAAGAUGAAAGGAAAGGUUAGAGACAUUGAAGAAUCGGUCAAACAACUUCAUGGUUUGUUAAACUCUGUUUUGGACAUGUCCAAAUGUGUCGAUGGUAAAGUCGUCCUCAAUCAAAUAGACUUUAGUCUUCCCGUACUAAUCGAAGAGAUUUGUUCCUUUGUCUCUCCAUUUGCCAAAGAAAAAGGUAUUCAAAUUGCUUCUUAUAUUUAUCCUCAUUGUCCAAUUAGUAUUUAUGGUGAUCCUGGUAGAUUAAGACAAGUACUUUUUAAUUUAAUAACAAAUGGAGUAAAAUAUACAGAAAAAGGACAAGUUAUCAUUAGAGUAGAGAGUGAACCAUCAAUAUCACAACAAUUAAAUUUAAAGUUUGAAAUUAUUGAUUCUGGUAUUGGUAUUAAGGAAGAGGAUAUACCUAGACUGUUUAAAUCAUUUUCACAGUUGCAUGAGGGUAAACAUCCGUCAGAGAAAACUGGUCAUGGACUGGGACUGGCCAUUGCCAAGGGUUUGGUUGAAAUCAUGGAUGGCACACUAGAGUGUACGAGCAAGGAGGGUGAAGGCACGACGUUUACCGUGACACUGUCGUUUGAACAACAACAGCAACAACUGCAUUGCACCAGCACCAUCAACAAUUUCAAGGGGUUGCCCGUGUUGGUCGUCGAUUCCAACGAUGUCAUCCGCUCGAUUGUUUGUAAAUAUUUAAAGGAUUGGAAUUGUGAAGUGUUUGAUUGUGCUACGAUUGAAGAAGCGUCAUACUAUCUAGAAGACCAUAAGGACGUGUCGGUCAUCUAUGUAGAUACUCAUCUCAGUAAUCAGUAUGAAGUAAAACGUCUCAAACGACGUAUUGAAAAGGGUAAUUAUGGUGAUGACCUAAAGUUGGUACUCGUCUCAAGUGACAGGAACUUUAUCAAGGGAUUGCAACUCACCAACACUGCUGCCAUUUACAAACCCAUCCAACAACUCUAUAUUUACGCGUCACUACUCCUCUCACUACCACAAAAACCAAUGCGUACCAUCUCUGCGCCAUCUGCUCUUUGUAGUCCUUCCUCCAUGUCUCCUUGUGCCACCCCUUCGAUCUCUGUAUCACUACCAGCCCUAUCAUCUGCCAAUUCUAACUCUAACAACAACAACAUCAACAACAAACCAACAUUAUCAUCUGGUCAAUAUCAACUUUGGAAAUCUCAAAAUACUCUUCCAAAUAUUAUGAUUAAUGAAAAUGAUAAUAAUAACAAUAAUAAUAAUGAUAAUGGAAUGAUUCAACAACAACAACAACAACAACAAAUAUUUAAUGAAAUUUCAUCACCUGAUCCACAACAAUUAUUACAAAUGAUGUCUGGUGGUGGUAAUGGUGCACCUCUAACACCAUUGAUUGAAACUUCACCUGUAUUUUCACCAGACCACCAAUACAACAACAACAGUACAGUUGAACAACCAACAUCUCUUUCAAUUUAUACGCCGGGACCACCACCUCCAUCAUCAUUUCAUACACCAAUGCGCAACCGAAGUACUUCGGGACCAAUACUAUCCUACAAGAGUACCACUAGAAGACAUUCUAUUGAUAUUGUUACACUGGAAACACCAACCUUUUCCUUUUUAGACACUCGUCCAACCUAUAAUGUAAAUAGGCCAUCCAAUUUAAACCCUCCUUGUACCAAAGAGGUUGAUGAAGAAAGUUCUAGUCCUCAACAUACACAAUCUUCUUCUCCACCCUUAUCCUCUUCAACAGUACCAACUCCAACUACAAAUAGUCCAAGUAUUAAUUUAUUGGACAAACAAAAUUUAGAUUUAAAUCAAAUAUCAACCAAAAUAUUAGUAAUUGAUGAUAAUCCAACCAAUUUAAAGAUAUUUAAAAAUAUUAUAUCAUCAAAAGGUUACUUUUGUGAAACUGCAGCUUCUGGUGGUAUUGGAUUGGAAAUGAUGGGAAAGAUGGAUUAUUCUUUGGUGUUUGUUGACUUUCAAAUGCCCAUAAUGGAUGGUCCAACCUUUUCUAGUAUCGUCAGAAAGGAAAAUCAUUCGGUUCCCAUCAUCGCUGUCACUGCUCAUUCUCCAUCCGACAUUCGUGAUCUUUGUCUUGGUUCUGGAAUGAAUGACGUUUACUCUAAACCAAUUAAAAAAGAAGAAGUUUAUACAUUGAUUAACAAAUACCUUUCAAUCAAUUAA